AUGGCGACAGAUCGAGAGGAGCGGCUGCAAAUGCGGCAGCGCGGAGCAGCAACGCGCAAAACAAAAGCAAUUGACUUCGGAUUCUCAUUUGGACUUGCUUCGGCACCCGCAGAGUCCACGUCGGAACCCGCGUCGCAACCCGCCGAGACUGGCACUGUCACCGAACCUGCUGGCCCUCCACAAACUACAUCAGCACCAGGAGAAACAGCACCGUCGCGGCUAUCACCAGCACGGACACCUUCAUCUCGGAAUAUAGGUUCUAGCCAGCGGACACCAGGAAGUGCGCGCAAUGGCCUCCCCGAACGACCGUCGAUGUUCGAUAUACCCUCGGAUAGGGAGUUAGAACUUGGGCGCAGCAGCAAAAGGAGAAAGAUUGAAUCUCCCAGCAAGGUUGCUCAAACAUCGGCCAGUUUCGACAUUACAGCCCAAGAGACCAGUAUAGCACAGCCCCAGCCGAACAGCCCGACAAAGAGCACACAAGAAGUAAUUCGCGAUGGACCACAGGCUGCGUCACCUACCACAAACGCCGUACAAGUAUCCGAAGAUGCAACUGAACCGGCCGUUCCGUCAAUAUCAAACAGCCUGGUCAAUGACCAGACAACGGCGGAUGAGAACCCGGAGUUUCAUGGCGCAGCGGAAGAAACUACGGCGAUGCGAAAUGAUGUACAACUACAAAACGGCUCGAAUUCGCCGCCCCUGGACACCACGAGCGCCGAGCGCAGCAGACGAGAGUCAGAAACCCACGAACUCCCUCCACCAGAAGCUUUGGUGGUGCCGCAAGAAGUUUUCCCAGAGCAGGUGGUGGAAGAGCAGGCGGGGCCAGAGCAAGUGAUGCUAUCCCAAGCCGAUGAAGACACACAACAGCCUACGCGAGCCCCAGAGGUACCAAAUGAGCAGCACAUCGCUACUGAAAUGAAGGAGCUACAGCCUCAGCGCCAGAAGCGCGCAAGGGGCAGGCCACCAGCAUCUAGCCGAUCGCGUUCAGCUACUGGUGAAGGCUCAGAGCGAAAUGAAGAUGACCCGCCAGAGCAAACGGCGGCUCCAGAUCAUCCGAGCAAAAGACUUCGAGGCAAGAGUACAAGGAGUGCCCGAAGUACAUCGAGUGCUCUUACCGAUAACGUUGUUACCGAUACCAACUUAGCCGACGGACAGGACGCGGUACAGCCUGAGACGGACGGUGGCGACACUGCAGCAAGGGGCCAGGAUGUUGAGCAACCAGUCUCGCAGAAACCACACCAGAAGAAGGGCAAGCGUGCUGGACGCGCUGGCAAGGCCCAACCUGUGGAGACUGAGCAAGACAAAUCUGAUCAGUCGGGUGAGACAGUUCGGCAAGAGGGGCAACCACAGCCAGGCAGGGAGCAAAAGCCGGAGUCGGAGCCUGAGCCUGAGCCUGAGCUGCAACCUGAGGCCGAACCCGAACCCGAGACUGCAAACAGGACGGAAUCUCCAACAGCCCAGGAAAAUUCUUCACGACCUAAGAAACGUCGUGGAAGACCGUCGUUAGCAUCGAGAAGGGAUGACAGCACAGCAACGCAGCCUGAAGAGCGACAAGAGACACAGCAAGAGGCUGAAGAGGAGAAUCCUAAACCUACGAGGAAGCGGACCAGACAACCUCGCGGUGAAACCGUACCCGUGACUGUCCACCGUCUGGUGAAUGUCGCUUCGCUGGCACCAGGAGCUUCUCGUCCUGAUUCACCAGUGGAAGAUGGCGAAUCGGCCGAUGAACUGGCCACCAGGGGGAAGACUAAGCUCCCCAAUAGAGGGGGUGUCAACCCAGCCGAUGUACUGAGCCAGAUUUGCCGAGAGACGCUGGAAAAGACCCUCACUACUCUUAAGAACGGAAUAGCCAAUGAGACAAACCCGGCACGACGUGCGGAAUGGACCCGCAAGAAGAAAGCCGUCGAGGCUUUCGAAACAGAACUUGAGAGUCGGCUGUUUGAGUUGAGCGAGAUGCUGGAUAGUAACUUUGUUCUCGGCGUCCAGCUGAAGAAAGCAAAGCGGGAAAUGAUGGACUUGCGGGGCCGGCUCUACCAAGUCCGCAAAGAGAGAGAGGCGGUUGCUUUACGAAUGGAUGCAGUGCGCCGAAAGCAUGCAGAGGAGGAAAGUGCGAGAAUGGCCCGCAUUUCUAUCAACAAUUCCUUGCAUAGUCUCGAGCUUGCGGUCGAACGAAGCCAGAAUCGUGCUUCUGCCAAUGCCGACGACACAGAAUCGGCUGAUGCUUCCCCCACAGUUGGCCUGGAGUUUAUGCUCCGUAGCGUUGCAGAAGCAGUGAGCUCUACUGCUCCCGGAGCUCAAGGUGGUCUCUUGGACCAGAUCAAAAGCUUCAAUGCACAAUUAGAAGCAACAGCUCGCAAACUGGAGAGCUGA
Molecule: messenger RNA, 2367 nt
Organism: Aspergillus thermomutatus
Lineage: Eukaryota; Fungi; Ascomycota; Eurotiomycetes; Eurotiales; Aspergillaceae
Exons: 4
Coding region: 1-2367 (788 amino acids)
Source: RefSeq, a predicted model, not a curated record